Molecule: messenger RNA, 1113 nt
Organism: Prorocentrum cordatum
Lineage: Eukaryota; Dinophyceae; Prorocentrales; Prorocentraceae
Source: the annotation of a GenBank genome assembly
CUCCGCCGAUCUUUGGAGGCUGGGCGAUCCGCGCGGUGUCAGAAACCGACGCCGACGUCGUCACGACACGAACUCGCCGUGCACCGCGGCGGCGGGUAUCACGCGCCUGUACGCGAGGUGGUCACAGAAGGUCAACCGGAGGCAGCGCGAGGGCAUCGCCGAGGCGAACGGGGUGGCCCAGGAGGCCCUCCGCAACGUGCGCACGGUCCGCAGCUUCGCCGCCGACGGGCUCGAGAGGUCGAUCUUCGACGGGCACAUCGACGGCGCCUCCCGCUUCGCGAAAGUGGACGCCAUCAUGUCCGCCGGGGUGAACGCCAUCACCGGCUACCUGAGCUUCGCCGCGACCAUCCUGAUCCUGUGGUACGGUGGCCAUGCGGUGCUCUCUGGCGGAGACAGCGGCGAAAAUGACGGGGAGACCCUCACUGUUGGCAAGCUCAUAACGUUUAACCUCUACUGGGACAUGAUGAACCAGGCGAUCCAGGGGUUGAACGGCGUGAUGAAUCAGGUGAUCCGAGGCGUCUCGGCUGGCCAGCGGGUGUUCGAGAUCCUGGAUCUGGAGCCCGACAUCCCCCUGGAUGUGGGCGAGGCGGUGGAGGCGGGACCGUGUUCCGUCGAGUUCUGCGGCGUGCACUUCGCGUACCAGAUGCGCAUGGGGAAGCAGGUGCUCUCUGGGCUCAGCUUCAAGGCGCCGCCCGGGCAGACGACGGCCAUCGUCGGCAGGAGCGGGGCCGGCAAGAGCACGCUGCUGGGCCUGCUGCUCCGCUUCUACGACCCCCAGGCGGGCGACGUGCUGCUGAACGGGCGCAGCCUCACCCAGUACCGGCUGCGCGACCACCAGAGGAGGAUCGGGGUGGUGUCGCAGGACACCCAGGUGUUCUGCCGGCCCAUCCGGGAGAACCUCACCUACGGCCUGGAGCCCGGCAGCGUCUCCGUGGAGGACAUGGAGCGCGCGGCCCGCAUGGCGAACGCGCACGAGUUCAUCGCGGAGAUGGACGCGGGCUACGAGUCCAUCGUCGGCGAAGGCGGCACGCGCUUGAGCGGCGGCCAGAGGCAGCGCCUGAGCAUCGCGCGCGCGCUGCUGCGGCGCCCCUCUUUGCUGCUGCUGGACGAGGC